Empidonax traillii (willow flycatcher) is the source of this 300-nucleotide messenger RNA. RefSeq names its product synaptophysin-like protein 1. The transcript has 2 exons. Lineage: Eukaryota; Metazoa; Chordata; Aves; Passeriformes; Tyrannidae. Gene Ontology annotation, cellular component: synaptic vesicle membrane; synaptic vesicle. The annotation marks the transcript as partial. The record is from RefSeq and is a predicted model, not a curated record.
CCUCCCCCCCCUUUCAGGCUGCACCUGUCGACCUUCCAGCCCUCGCUGACCCAGCUGUGCAACCACACCUGGCCGCGGGACGUGCACCUGGUGGGCGACUUCUCGGCCCCCUCGCGCUUCUUCCUGGCCGUGGCCGUGGGGGGGUUCCUGCUGGCCCUGGGGGGGCUGGGGGGUUACCUGGGUUUCGGGUUCCUCAACCUGGUGCUCUGGGCCGGCGGGUCCUGGUUCAUCUACAAGGAGACCCCGUUCCAUCGCCCGGCCCCUCCCCCCACCCAGGGCCACACCCCCUCCGCCAUCUGA